This is a messenger RNA of Rhizophagus irregularis DAOM 181602=DAOM 197198, 2217 nucleotides long. NCBI's taxonomy places the organism in Eukaryota, Fungi, Glomeromycota, Glomeromycetes, Glomerales, Glomeraceae. The record is from RefSeq and is a predicted model, not a curated record.
AUGUCUUAUACUAAUUUUGUUAAUAAAGAAGAUAUCAUCUAUGAAGAAGAUCUUGUUUCGGAGGAAGAUAAUACAGAAAUAUAUAUUACAAAAAAUAUCACAGUUAAAACGAUAAUUCACUCAUUAACUCCAUUAGAAUACCCACCAACUAGUGAAGAAGGAACUGCAUUAAUUUAUCAUGUUGAAGGGUGGCAAAAUAUAGAAAUGGCAUUUGAAGAUGUUCAGUAUUCUAUGGGUUUGCCUUGUGGCCAAAAUAAAACAACUUGUACAUAUCUUGGUGAUAUUGCUGUAAUUAAAAAAGAUAGAACAUGCCACGGAGUAAAUAUUUGUGAAUUUGCAGUUCCAGAACUUCGGGAAAUGGAACACAAGUUGGUAGAUCCUAACUCAGAUUUACGUUUAAGAAUGAGUAAAGAGUUAUCAACUGAUAAUGUGAAUUAUAACACUUUUGCUAUUAAAGAAAAUGUAGACCUUAACUUACUUCAACAACUUUUAAAUGGAUUAUAUGAGGGAGAAACGGAUGAACCAGUAAAUAAUUGUUAUUUAGUAUUCAGCAAUAGUACGAAAAGAAUAUAUUGUCCACAUCCACAUCGUUCAGAAAAUACCAUUACUCAAGGAAAGCUUAUGAAAAAAUUAUGUGAAGUUAGAUUUUCUAAACUAAUUCCUGUUGAUAUUAAAAGCUGUCCAUUUGUGAUCCUUAUAUCAAAAGGAAUUCAUACUCAUCCUCCGCCACCUCCAAACCAAGUACCUGUUACUAUUCUUACACGUCUACAAGAAUUAAUUCACCAAGCAAAUAAUGAUAAUUCUGAUGUUACUCCAACUCAUAUUAUAACAGGAAAUUUAAUUAAAACUUAUUUUGGCGUUGAAUAUCUUUCUGAUAUACAUGCAUCAUUAAAUAAUACUGAUCUUCUUCGGUAUUAUUUUGAUAAGAUUCAGAAAGAAAUUCAUCCACAAGGGCAAGGAUUGCUAGGAGUUGUUUACAAUUAUUCACGUAAUAUUAAUAAUUUUCGUGAUUAUGUAAAUCGUUUAGAAUUCUUUGAAGAUGAACAUGUAAUAAUUUUUUGUACAACUUCUGAACAAUUAAAUGAAUGGAUAAAGUGCAAACAUUUUCAAAUCGAUUUGUCUUUCAAGCGUGUAAUGGGUGAAAUAAAUGAAUUUGAGAUUAAUUAUUAUAGUAAUGAACAUAACUUGAUUCUUACAUUUGCCCGAGUGUUUACUAAUCGUGCAACAACUAUUGCGUAUCAAAGAAUUUUUCACGUUUUAUUUGAUCUUGUAUUACAAUUAAUGGGUUUACCCCCUCAGUUUAAACAUAUUCAUGGAUCUGGUUGGAAUUGCAUCAUUGCAGAUCUUGAUUAUGCCCAAGCAAAAGGACUUGGAUUGGCUCUAAAUGAAAUUGAUAAUACAAAGGACUGGGAGGAACAUUUGGUUCAUAUUUUUAGAUCUUGUUUAGUCCAUUAUAAAAGAAAAAUUUGGGAAAAGGAUUACAAUGAUAUUGUAAAGAACAAAAUGGUUGCACUUCUUACAGCUGAAUCAGAAAGUGCAAUUAAUCAAGUAUUUGAUGAUAUUCAAGCAAUUGAAGAGGAUGCUGCAGAUUGGAUUACGUUCUAUCGUCAAAAAUGGGUUAUUGCGUCACUUAAUAAAUCCAUGUCAAAAAUUGCUAAUGAUGUUUGGAUAACAUCACCUGAUAAUACAAAUGUAGCAGAAUCGGCUCAUGCGCUAAGCAAUCUACGUGGAAGAGAUCUUAAAUUGUUAACGGCUAUUUUACAUGGUCAAAAAUUAGAUAAAGAAAGAUUUACUACCAUUUAUGUUCACCAAAAAUAUAAUAUACCAAAUAAAGGAUGUGAUAAAGGUCUGAUUUCACGUAAUGUUAUGUCCAAUAAACGUAAUGCUAAGAAGUUGACGAAAGUAGUUCCUACCAAAUGUAAACAAAAUGAACAUACAGGUUCUAAUAAGAAAACUAAAACAAAUAUUAUUGAAAUUGAAGAGUAUGAUAAAGAGAAUAUAUGUACGAUUUCUAGCAUAAAGAUUAAAACAAGAAAUGGUACUGAAGGGGAUGAUAAAGAAAGUGAAUUUACUUUAAAAUUUAGUGAGCUUGAAUUUCAAGAACGAGCUUUAGCUUUAAGGGAACGUGAACUUAUUUUAAGAGAAAAAGAAGCAAAAAUUCGUGAAAUGGAAUUAUCACUUGCAGAAAAAGAACAUGUGUUAAAUUCUACUAAAUAG